Messenger RNA from Cynara cardunculus var. scolymus (artichoke), 1764 nucleotides. Its product is annotated as solute carrier family 25 member 44-like. The transcript is spliced from 2 exons. NCBI's taxonomy places the organism in Eukaryota, Viridiplantae, Streptophyta, Magnoliopsida, Asterales, Asteraceae. The record is from RefSeq and is a predicted model, not a curated record. Bases 479 to 1552 code for a protein of 357 amino acids. Gene Ontology annotation, biological process: transmembrane transport.
UCUCUCUCUCUCUCUCUCUCUCCCUCCGAUUACUGAUUCUUCGAUCGACGGAAGGCUAUUGAUUCUCGCCGGCGAACUACCGCUCUUUCGAAAAUGGCUGCUACUUGUUCAGCGGACGGUGGUGGAUGAUAGCUUUAUUAUGGUAAGAAUCGUUUCGAUAUGGUAUUGCUAGAUCGUUUUCACAUUCCAUCGGGAAUCUAGUUUCGCAGGAAGGUUAAAAACUCUCGUUGAAACCUAUUGUAUAAGGCGUGAUUUCAAUUAUGUUGUAUGUUUUCGUUUCAGUAAUACGAUGAUGAGAUCAAUCGCUAUUUUACGAUUCUAGAUUUACGAGCUUAGGUUUACGUGUCUGUUCAUUAAUCGGUGAAAGGAAUUAGAGAGAGGUUUUUGUGUUUUUUGUACAGUUUUUGAUUAAUGUAUAGUUGUAGCAUAGACCUUUGAAUAGUAGAGUUUUGUUUAAGGAUCAUUUAAAGUGGGGGAAAUGAAUUUGAGUACCGUCGAGGAAGAAUCUUCGGAUCAAAAUGUUCAUACACCGACCGAAAUCGAUUGGCAUAUGCUCGAUAAAUCGAAGUUUUUCUUCCUCGGCGCCGGGCUUUUCUCAUGUGUAUCGGCCACACUUUACCCUGUCGUCGUAUUGAAAACCAGACAGCAAGUUUCAUCCUCUCAUUUGUCAUCUCUUAGGACUGCGUUUUCCAUUCUUAGGUAUGAAGGUCUCCGAGGCCUUUACAGAGGCUUCGGAACUUCAUUGAUCGGAACAAUUCCAGCUCGAGCGCUGUACAUGACAGCAUUGGAGGUUACAAAGAGUAAUGUCGGCUCGACUACUGUUAGGUUAGGGUUUCCAGAGCCUACUGCAUCUGCCAUUGCCAACGCCAUGGCUGGACUAAGCGCUGCAUUGGCAGCACAGCUUGUUUGGACGCCUGUUGAUGUGGUGAGCCAAAGGCUUAUGGUCCAAGGAAAUGACUACAGCAAUUCGAAAAUCUCGAGUUCAUUGAAAUCCUGUAAGUAUAUGAACGGGAUUGAUGCUUUUCGGAAAAUUCUUAACACGGAUGGGCCAAGAGGUCUUUACAGAGGUUUUGGUAUAUCGAUAAUGACAUAUGCACCAUCAAAUGCAGUUUGGUGGGCCUCAUACUCUGUAACUCAAAGACUUGUUUGGGAUGGAAUUGGAUCAUAUAUGUGUAAGAAAGACGAUGAGAACAAUGAGAAUGGUGGUGUGGUUGCUCUUAGACCUGAUUCGAGAACUGUAAUGGCCGUUCAAGGUGUUAGUGCAGCCAUGGCAGGGGGUGUUUCAGCUUUAGUUACAAUGCCUUUGGAUACGAUCAAGACAAGAUUACAGGUUCUUGAUUGCAGCGACGACAACAACAACAAUAAUGGGAGAAAAGGGCCAACUGUUGGUCAAACUGUGAGGAAUUUAGUGAAGGAGGGUGGAUGGAUGGCUUUCUAUAGGGGAUUAGGUCCGCGGUGGGCUUCCAUGUCUCUAUCUGCGACCACCAUGAUCACAACUUACGAGCUUCUCAAGCGACUCUCGACUAAGAAUCAAGAAAACUUGAUACGAUGAACACUGGUUGGCAUUGGAAAGAAGGGACACUGGAGAAGAAAACCAAGGGAUUAUAACAUCCAUUGAGGGAUUGCUUCUGUUUUUAUUCAUGGCAAUUAUUAGAUUACAUUAUCCAUGAGCAGAUGUUGAUGGGUGGAAGAAAAUUAGGGACAAUUUUGUAACUUUCUUGGAAUUUUUGUACCCUAACAACUAGUUUGGUGGGAGUACCUACU